CACGUGUACACCCGAGAACAAAAUGCGUAAUUGUAUUCUCAGUCAUGUAAUGUAUACUUUAUUUUCUGAUAUCGACUGUGAUAUUACUGAUUUCUGUAAACUACUGAGCUGUAUAGUUUAAAGUCAAUAAAGAAAUUUAAGUGUUGAUUCACAUAUAACAGUAUUAAAUUUCCUGUGUUGUUUUAGGAUAUCUAAUACUCCUGUGUCUCUUUCUAUUAUUUUUUUAAAAUGCAUUCAAGCUGAUGAACCGAACAGUUCUACUUGCUUGUAAUUAGAAAUGCUUUGAUGAGUCUAAAAAUGGCCAUAUCAUGGACGGUAGCGGUUUAGGGGAGAGCAUCAGGAGAGAUCGACCAACAGCAAAGCGCCCUCAGGAAUGGACUGAGCAUAUUUACACGCCAGAUAACUCAAACGUGCACACGACAAACGAAAACAGCGACAAGAAAAGUCUGUGGCAAAGACUCAAAAACAUCAACAAAGGGAAAUCAAAUGAGGAACAUCAGGCAAAACAAAAAACUGAUACCCCAACCCUUGGCAUCGGUAACAGGGGCCAGCUUCUGAACGAUACGUCAGAUCUCAAGCCUCGGCCAAUGCUUGAUGUGGGCACGCCAAUGCGAAAAAUUCGGAACGAUAAUUCGAUUCCUAAAUCCCAGUCACAGUGGCAACGAGCGUUCGAAGCAAUCUCCGAAAUGAAGAAAACCGAGCUCAAUCAACCGAAACCGAUGAAUAUUAAGCAAAUGGACAGAAAGUAUGAACCUGUCAACGAGUCAGCGUCAGCGAGCGAACAUGGUCGUCCCAAACCAGCGUCAGAUGAUACAGAUUCAUUUUGGUUACCCACACCUCGCAACUCUAGACCUGACACACGUAGAUCCGGCAUGGAAUUUUGGGGAGCGGAGGACUUUUGUUUCGACCCCAUUAAUUCCGUUGACAUGGAGAAUAUACAAGAUCCGAGUAACUGGAAAUUAUAAAUGGGAAUAAACGCUAUUGUAUUUGUA
Ostrea edulis (European flat oyster) is the source of this 992-nucleotide messenger RNA. RefSeq lists its product as uncharacterized. Bases 309 to 965 code for a protein of 218 amino acids. The transcript is spliced from 3 exons. NCBI's taxonomy places the organism in Eukaryota, Metazoa, Mollusca, Bivalvia, Ostreida, Ostreidae. The record is from RefSeq and is a predicted model, not a curated record.